Molecule: messenger RNA, 1158 nt
Organism: Tilletiopsis washingtonensis
Lineage: Eukaryota; Fungi; Basidiomycota; Exobasidiomycetes; Entylomatales
Product: ribosome recycling factor
Exons: 4
Coding region: 131-802 (223 amino acids)
Biological process (GO): translation
Cellular component (GO): mitochondrion
Molecular function (GO): ribosomal large subunit binding
Source: RefSeq, a predicted model, not a curated record
UCGCGGAGCACAUGAAGCGCGCCGUGGGGCGCGCAAAGGAGGCCGUGGGCGCCGCCGUCGGUGCCUACGGCAGGGUGGACGCCGGUGAGUAGUGCAAGGACAGAGGGGCUGAGAAGGGAGGAGGCUGCAGAUGUCACAAGUCGCCCAGUGCUGCACAAGAGCUUUAAUUUCACGCUGCUUGAGGCAUGUCGCGCGAGGCGCGAGCCGUGCUGAGCUCGACUGUUGCCCGAGCGCCCGCAGCGCCGGCAGGGCAGGGCACUGCAGGGCAUCUCUAGGAGCAGAGGACUGCUCCGAAGCUGACUUUGUCCCCCUAAACUUGUCAUUCUCUACAGCGCUGCUGGACUCCGUGCGCGUCCAGACCGACGCCAAAGACAAGACACUGUAUGCGCUGCGCGACGUCGCGAGCGUCGGCGUGCGCGAGGGCGCGCUGCUCGUGACGUGCUUCGAGGCCGAGAUGACCAAGGCGGUGGAGCGAGCUAUCUACGUUGCAGACCUUGGCCUGACGCCGCAAGCAACGAACGAAGAAGGAGUCCUUCGCGUCGCUGUUCCUCGGCCAACGGCAGAAACGCGAGCGAACCUGCAAAAGGACGUGGCGCGCCUCUGCGAGAAUGCCCGCGUGGCGGUUCGGACUGCAAGACAUACGGCGCAGAAGCAGAUCAAGAGCGACGAGAAGCGCAAAAUCGUGGGCACUGCGGAGGGCGCAAAGGACUUGAAGAAGGUCGAGGAAGAGACGAAGAAACGCACAGCCGAGAUCGACGCCUUCUUUGAAGCCACAAAGAAGAAGAUCGAGCAAGGCGCUUGAUCCCGCACGUCGAUGCACGGGCAUGAAGGGUGGAUGCCGUGCACGUCUCUCCCUCAGACCGAAGCACGGCUGCACACCCACGAGCAAGACCACGGCGCAGCGAGGAGCACAGCUUGCAAGCUGCGCAGUCGCUGUGCCUUGGGCUUGGUUCUGGGCCUGCAGCUCUGUCGACGUCUUAGGCGGGGUACAAUGCAUGGCUCUUGCCUCCUCUUUCUCUCUCUUCUCUAUCUGCUCUGUGCGACUGCGCGACUGUCAUGUCUGCAGCGUCAUGCACCGCAACCGAGGACCAGGCAACGACGACCCAAGUGACCAGUGAUGAGAUUGCACGCCCAGCGAGCGCCACAUCGUGUGCGGUC